UGCUUAUCAAAUAAAAAUUUCGAAAUAGUUGACGCUUAAAGCUAUUCGAAUCCGGACGCUUUCACGAAGUGACGAAGUGUCAUAUUGAUAAGAUGUGAAUACUUAAAUACGCUUAAUUUCUAAGCAUUGAUCUAAGCGGCGGAAAAAAAUACACACACAAUCACGCUGCGAAGGUUGAACGUUUAAAUAGCUGUAACUAAAAUAGGCCUGAUCCACUAACAACUUAUAACGCCCCUCAUAUCAUUUUAAAUAAUGGCUUACUAGUGGGUUCUUUGUCUCUAAAAUUAUUACUAAAACGAAAUAAGAACGUCUAUGUGGCAUUCCUGUUGGCGUUAUCGACAUUUAUCGAAAAUAAUUUGGAAUUCCCCAUUUUAAACAUCAUAGAAACAGUCUUUGGCGUUGUAAUAAUUGAAAGCGAUAUAGAAAGGAGCGCGAUCAUUUGAGCGUCAGUGUCGUUUCAACAGUUGCGAAAUCGAAACAUUCCGUUUACUAAGCUUUUCGAACAGAAAACAUAGUUUUAUUACUAGCAAAACCACAAUGGUCAUCAGCAGCUAUACGUGGAAUCUCGCCAAUCAAUGUUUCAUUUUGGCUAUAACCGUUUGCAUGUCGGUGAAAUGUGCGCAAAUGAAGUUCCAAAAGACUGCCACACACGCAUUUCUCUGCACGCUUGGGUUUGUUUUUCUCUCGGCCGAGGGCAUGAUGGUGCGUUGCAACAAUAAUUGGCUAACACGCUCGCUGCAUCCAGAUACAAAGACAACGCUGCACUUUUGGUUGCAAUUGAUUGGUGGUAUUUUAGGCGUGGCGGGUACGCUGCAAAAAUCACUGCCAAAGGAACACCAUUUUCGCUCGUGGCAUGGAAAGCUGGGUUUGGCUGCUUGUGUGUUCUUUGUGAUCAACUGUCUCUCCGGCUCUUUGGGUUUGUACUCCUGGGGUUAUCGACAGUAUGUGUCGCCUGCAGUUAACAAUUUCAUUCACAACUUUCUCGGUUUGCUAACAUUUGUCACUGCGAUGCUGGCUCAAUACACCGGCUAUAAUACGGGCUUCUUUCGCCGCAAUUUAAAGGAGCAUGAAAAAUUCUAUAAAUACUUGACAGCGGCCGUUUUGGUGUUGACCACAUGGGGACCAUUGAUGAUAUUUCUGCGGAAGCUCUAAUAGUUUAGAAAUUAAGUAGUUAAACAUUAAGCAAUAAGUUUUCUUUUUAAGGAAAUGUGAUUAUUGUACAAAGUUCGAAUUUAGAAGCGUGUUUGUGACUUAAAAAAUUAAACAGCAAAUGAUUUCAUAUUAUUUUA
Molecule: messenger RNA, 1289 nt
Organism: Bactrocera neohumeralis
Lineage: Eukaryota; Metazoa; Arthropoda; Insecta; Diptera; Tephritidae
Exons: 4
Coding region: 538-1152 (204 amino acids)
Molecular function (GO): transmembrane monodehydroascorbate reductase activity
Source: RefSeq, a predicted model, not a curated record